Phyllostomus discolor (pale spear-nosed bat) is the source of this 2172-nucleotide messenger RNA. It is a transcript of the gene NUFIP1, whose product is annotated as nuclear FMR1 interacting protein 1. The transcript has 10 exons. Gene Ontology annotation, biological process: box C/D snoRNP assembly. Lineage: Eukaryota; Metazoa; Chordata; Mammalia; Chiroptera; Phyllostomidae. The coding region runs from base 29 to 1516 and encodes 495 amino acids. Gene Ontology annotation, cellular component: nucleus. Gene Ontology annotation, molecular function: RNA binding. The record is from RefSeq and is a predicted model, not a curated record.
GCGCCGGGUUCUGGACCUGGCCGGCAGCAUGGGUGAGUCGGCUGGUGGAUUUAUAGCUCCCGCAGGGUGGUUUUCAGCUCCCGAGCUGAUCCCUACGCUGGGGCCUCUGAGCGACACAGCCCCUUUGCCACCCAAUUGGAUGCUCUGGGCCAUGUUGCCGCCGCCUCCACCCCCUUCGUGGUCGCCUCCCGCAGGAGGGUCACAGUCUUGCUCGGAGGUGCAGCCCUCGGUGGAGACCCCGGCGGUCAACGAGACGCCUCCUGGCUUCAACACCCAGAUCCUUCCCGGAGCUCAGUCCCUCUUCGACACCCAGUCCCGCCUCGAUUCGCAGCCUCAGGUCAACGGCCAGCAUUCCUGGAAUUUCCAGGCUUCGACAUCAUGGCCCUGGAGACAGUCUCUUGGUAGUUUCCCGUGGCAUCAGAAAGCCCACGACACUCCGGUUAAUCAUUCUUAUUUUCCACAAAAAUAUGAUGCAAAGCUUACUGACUUCAACUUCCCUCCCUGUAGAAAACAUAAAAAAAAGAAAAGAAAAGAACCGGUUUUUCACUGUUUUUGUGAUACCUGUGAUCGUGGUUUUAAAAAUCAAGAAAAGUAUGAUAAACAUAUGUCUGAACAUACAAAAUGUCCUGAAGUUGAUUGCUCUUUUAGUGCACAUGAGAAGAUUGUCCAAUUCCAUUGGAAAAAUAUGCAUGCUCCAGGUAUGAAGAAGAUCAAAUUAGACACUCCAGAGGAGAUUGCGAGAUGGAGAGAAGAAAGGAGAAAAAACUACCCAACGCUGACCAAUAUUGAAAGGAAGAAAAAGUUAAAACUUGAAAAGGAAAAGAGAGGUGCAGUAUUAACAACAACACAGUAUGGUAAGAUGAGGGGAAUGUCCAGACAUUCACAGAUGGCAAAAAUCAGAAGUCCUGGCAGACAUCACAAAUGGAAAAAUGACCAACCUGGACAGAGAGAAGCCAUUCGAUCAGGCCACCACUUGCAUGACUCAAAGCCUGAAGGUCCUCCUGAUUUUAAUGCAGACCCUCUGAGUGUUUUGGUAAAUACUGAUUCUGAGUCUGAUAAAGAGGAGAAACCACAAAGUACUGUUAUACCCAAGGAAGUGACACCAGCCCUGUGCUCACUAAUGAACAGUUAUGGCAGUCUCUCAGGGUCAGAGAGUGAGCCAGAAGAAGCUCCCAUUAAAACUGAAGCAGAUGUUCUGGCGGAAGACCAGAUUCUGCACAGUGAUUCUCCUAAAAGAAGAAGUCAAGAUGUUAAAGCAACUUUUGGAAAUUUCUCAGAAGCCAAAUAUAAGAGUCAAAAGAAAAGUUUCAAAAAGACAAAUCCUAACAGGAAAAAAGAUUAUCACAACUAUCAUCCAUUAUUUGAACCAAGAACACAUCAUCCAUAUCUCCUGGAAAUGCUUUUAGCUCCAGACAUUCGACAUGAAAGAAAUGUGAUUUUGCAGUGUGUUCGGUACAUCAUCAAAAAAGACUUUUUUGGACUUAAUGAUAAUUCUACAAAAACUGAAGAGGUGUAGGUGUGUAAUGUUUCAGCACUCAUAACUGAAGCAUGUAAAAUAGUGCCAUCCUUGAGUUAGUGGAGGAAAACUUAUUUUUAAACUGGAUUAGUAAUUAAAUUGUAAGCUUCAUACGAUAUUAUGUUGGAUUUUUCAAGCCUUUCUUUUGAAUCUAUGCAAAUAAAUACAUAACUGAUUUUUAAGAAUGUAUCUGUAUUAUUGGGAUUGAACAUAAUAUUUACUGGCAGAAUUCUUCUUUUUGUUUGUAUGCGUUUGUAUGUAUUGCUGUCAUGUAAGGAAAUUGGCUCUUGAACCAGUUACGAAUUGAAGAUAUUGGUUUAGUAGUAAAGAAAAAAGCUUUAAAAAUGUUUAAUUCAGCUGAGCAAAGCUAUAGAUUAGAGAGAAAUACAGUUAUUUUGUUUUUAAUGCAGGAAAGGAAGAAUCAUUCUUCAGGAAAUAUUUUAAAAGUAAACCAGUUUAAAUGAAUAUAAUUAGAAGGUAUUGAAAUGUAUGUUUUCUUUGUUUUGAAGAACAUUUUGAAAUUCACCUAUUGCUAUUGCCUUAGUAGCUCAGAUAUUGAACAUUUGAAAUACUAAUAGUGAUACAGCCUCUGUGUGUGCUUAGAUACAAUUAAAAUGCUUGUUUUUGGUAUGGUUCAGAAUUGGACUUUUUUUAUU